This is a messenger RNA of Mercurialis annua (annual mercury), 579 nucleotides long. RefSeq names its product uric acid degradation bifunctional protein TTL-like. Bases 200 to 427 code for a protein of 75 amino acids. NCBI's taxonomy places the organism in Eukaryota, Viridiplantae, Streptophyta, Magnoliopsida, Malpighiales, Euphorbiaceae. The transcript has 4 exons. The record is from RefSeq and is a predicted model, not a curated record.
GCUUGAGGGUAGUUUUAACCUUUACCAACACUUGAUCGAUUAGAAGAAGAAUUAAUAAGAAAACAAGAGUGGCAGUGGUUUAUUUUUGUGUUGGAGAACAGAAUUGUUUAUUUUGUGUUAGAAAACAGCAGAUAGUUGGAGUUUCAGUUUCAGUUUCAGUUCCAGUUCCAGUUCCAGUUUUUUUAUUUUGAAAUAAAUAAUGGAAAUCAGUACCUCAAAGGAAAAAAUGAUGAUGUUUGAGGAGAAGGAUUUGAUGGCAUGCUGCGGGAGCACUAAAUUUGCUAAAGAAAUGACAUUAGCCUCCCCUUUUACUUCCCCCGAACAAGCCGUAGCCGCCGCCACAAAUAUCUGGUUCAACAAGGUAGCCGGAGUCGGAUUAGACAAACCAUCUCCAUUGUGCCAGAAAUUGUUGGACUUGCACAAGUAAUCGAAGUCGGAUCAGACAGACCAUCUCCUUUGUGUUGGAAGUCUUCUGACUUGCACAAAAUCCAAGUCCUUAGAGCUGCAGUAGUCAGUAGGUGUCAGUGUUAAAUUAAAGACGUAAUUUCAAACUGUAUUUUGUAUAAUAAACUCUGAUAU